AUGGGCUCUAUCAACCAAAAGGCUCCUUGGCAAGAGAGGAUAGCCAUAAAGAGAGAGGCUUGUGCGAACAGAAUCCCGCAAGCAUGGAAAGUGUCGGAAAACUACCUAAAUAGUCUUCAGACACCAUUGUCAGACAAUAAAACCAAUCUUAUCCAAGGAGAAGUGGUUCGCAAGUCUGGGAUCCUGACAGAUCGAGAGCUAGAUAUCACUGAGCAAUAUGACGUCGCUGCUCUGCUCUCUGCUCUGGCGAGUGGUGCGUUGACCUCGACGGAGGUGACUUUGGCAUAUUGCAAGCGUGCUGCGGUUGCUCAACAGUUGAUCAACUGUCUUACGGAGACAAUGUUUGAGGAAGCCCAGGCUCGUGCCGAGUAUCUGGAUAACCUCCGAGCUCAGGGCAAAUCGGCCGGGCCUCUUCACGGUCUCCCUGUCAGCAUUAAGGAUAACUUCCAGUAUAAAGGAAGGGAAGCGACUAUCGGCAUGGUGACAUUUAUGGAUGAAGUUGCUUCGGCAAACUCGGCUCUCGUUGAUAUCCUUCUUAACCUAGGGGCGGUCAUUUAUGUGAAGACCAAUGUCCCGCAAACAAUGAUGACUGCUGAGGCCGAUAACAAUGUGUUCGGACGUACUCUGAACCCCUGGAAUACAGCCCUAGGACCCGGCGGCUCUAGCGGAGGCGAGGGUGCCCUGAUUGCGCUUCGAGGAUCACCAUUGGGAGUGGGCACCGAUAUUGGCGGCUCGGUCAGGAUUCCAGCUACCUGCUGUGGAACGUACGGAUUCAGACCCAGCGCAGCAAGGGUUCCGAACGGAGGAAUGCGCGUGUGCACAACCAGUGGAAUGAAAUUUAUCUUAUCCUGCGCGGGACCCCUGUCACUGGAUCUGAAUGGCAUUGAAACAUUCUUCAAAGCCAUCUUCAACGCUCAGCCCGCUCUUUAUGACUCCACUAUCCUCGACAUUCCGUGGAGACAGGUAUCCACCAAGCCUACUCUUAGAAUCGGAGUUGUGCCCGAAAGCCCUAACUUCCCUCUUCAUCCCCCUGUUCGGCGAGUUCUAGCCGAGGCUGCCACACUACUCAAAGCCCAGGGCCAUGAGAUUGUCCCCUUGAGUGAGAAGGAAUGUCAGAUCAUUGAAGCCAACGAAAUCGCAUGGAACACCUUCAGUCUCGACCAAGGGGCAAUGCGUCAUAUGCAGGCAGCUGGAGAGCCUCCCGUGCCCUCGCUGGUCCAUAUUGGGAAGUUAAUCGAGGUGUUGAAGCUAAAGAAGCCUACCCUUCCGGAUAUGAGCACUCUUGACAGCAUGGGUAAAUUGGCUUUACUGAAUACACACCGCGCAGAACUGCGUGAAUCUUACAGAAAGAUGUGGCUCCACCAUAAUCUGGAUAUCUGCCUUGCACCACCUGCUCAAUCGACAGCGGUGGCGCAUGAUAAAUUUGGCGUGGCGCCUUAUACCACCUUCCUGAACCUGCUCGACUAUCCAGCCUGUGUCAUUCCAUUCGGACACGUGGGAGAGCUCGAUGCCAAGGAGACCAUGGAGUUGAAGGAGUACCAGGUUGCACCGCCUUGGAACUAUGAGCUGCUCAAGGGAGCACCGUGCUCGAUCCAAGUUUUCACUACCACCCUCCGGGAUGAGGAAUGUUUGCAGAUGACCAAACAAAUUGACGAAUGCCUGAAAGGUAAAAUUUAG
Messenger RNA from Penicillium atrosanguineum, 1677 nucleotides. Its product is annotated as putative general amidase. The transcript has 6 exons. The record is from RefSeq and is a predicted model, not a curated record. NCBI's taxonomy places the organism in Eukaryota, Fungi, Ascomycota, Eurotiomycetes, Eurotiales, Aspergillaceae. The coding region runs from base 1 to 1677 and encodes 558 amino acids.